UUGCUCUUUGGAUUUUACAGAUAGCUAGAUACAAUGACUGUUGAGGUUAAAGCUGAGGCCGAGGCGGUGCCGGUGGUGGAAGAGGUUCUGAAGGAGGCAAAAGAGGCGGUGGUAGAAGAAGUGAAGGAUGAAAAGGAGCAUAACUGUGAAGCCAAGGUGGUGCAUAAGAGCGCUUCCUAUAGAGAAGAGAGUAAUUUUCCCUCUGAUCUGAAAGAGAAUGAAAGGAAGGCCUUGAAUGAGCUUAAAGCAAAACUUGAAGAAGCCAUUCUUGGGAACACUCUCUUCAAGAAAGAAGAAAAAAAUGAGGUUCCCCAAAAACCCAUCUGCCACGACGAAGCAAAAGAAGAGAAAGAAAAGGAACAGGCUGAAGAAGAAUGUGAAAAUGGAGCAGAAAAGAAGGAAGAAGAAUGUGAAAAGAAAAGAGAAGAGAGCCCUAAUGAAUGUGUAGAUGUUGAAGUUGAAAAGGAAAUUUCUAUCUGGGGAGUACCGCUUUUGCCCAGUAAAGGGGAUGAAGGUACUAAUAUAGUUCUCUUGAAAUUCUUGAGGGCUAGGGAUUUCAAAGUCAAUGAUGCCUACCAGAUGCUCGAGAAAACGCUCAAAUGGAGGAAAGAUUUCAAGAUUGAUUCUAUCUUCGACGAAGAAUUCGGUCCUGAACUUAACUCGGUCGCAUAUAUGAGUGGCGCUGAUCGUGAAGGGCACCCCUUGUGUUACAACAUUUUUGGGGUUUUGAACAAUGAGGAGAUCUAUCAGAAAACACUUGGAGACGAGGAGAAGCGCGAGCAGUUCCUGCGAUGGAGGGUACAGCUUAUGGAGAAAGGCAUUCAGAAACUAGAAUUUAAGCCUGGUUGUGUCAAUUCAUUAGUUCAAAUCAAUGACCUAAAGAACUCGCCCGGAGCCUCAAAGAAGGAAGUUCGCACUGCUGUAAACAAAGCCAUUGCGCUUCUCCAGGACAACUACCCUGAAUUUGUUGCUAAGAAUAUAUUCAUCAAUGUUCCAUUCUGGUAUUUCGCGUUCCAUUCUCUGCUGUCUCCUUUCUUAACUCAAAGAACUAAGAGCAAAUUAGUCUUUGCCCGUCCAUCCAAGGUCACGGAGACUUUGCUCAAGUACAUACCAAUUCAAGAAAUUCCAAUUCAGUAUGGCGGACUCAAGAGGGAGAACGACUACGAGUUCUCUGCUAGCGAUGGUCAAGCUUCAGAAGUUGUGAUCAAGGCUGGAGCAACUGCAGUAAUUGAAAUACCUGCACCAGAGGCUGGAAGCACAUUCAUCUGGGAUCUCCAUGUUCUGGGUUGGGAGGUGAACUAUGCAGAGGAGUUUGUGCCUACUGAUGAGAAUUCUUACACAAUGAUUAUUCAGAAAGAAAAGAAGAUGGGGUUGGACGAGGCACCAGUCCAUAAGACAUUCAAGAACCACGAAUCAGGGAAAAUUGUUCUUACAACGAAGAACUGUUCUGGAAAGAAAAAGAAAAUGUUCUAUCGCCACAAGAUCAAGAAAUCCUCCUGCUGAGUGGUGAAUUCUAUAUAUGGCUUCUUGGUCUGUGACACAAUUGGAUUCGUUAUUGUUUGUUAUUCUUUCUUGUAAUCAAUAUUCUUUUAGCAUAUCCCCUUUUAUUCUUUUAGCAAAUCCCCUUUUAUUCUUUGUAUUCAUUUUCUUCAACUUGCACAAUUUCGAGUUUUGGUAAAAGUACAAGGAUGAAAAUGUUUGAAGAUGAUUUCUUCUUUGAGUGAAGAGUUCAGUAUUGUCCAUGGA
This is a messenger RNA of Olea europaea var. sylvestris, 1746 nucleotides long. Its product is annotated as patellin-4-like. NCBI's taxonomy places the organism in Eukaryota, Viridiplantae, Streptophyta, Magnoliopsida, Lamiales, Oleaceae. The transcript has 4 exons. Bases 34 to 1503 code for a protein of 489 amino acids. The record is from RefSeq and is a predicted model, not a curated record. Gene Ontology annotation, molecular function: lipid binding.